This is a messenger RNA of Halteromyces radiatus, 1717 nucleotides long. RefSeq lists its product as uncharacterized. The record is from RefSeq and is a predicted model, not a curated record. Gene Ontology annotation, molecular function: protein binding. Lineage: Eukaryota; Fungi; Mucoromycota; Mucoromycetes; Mucorales; Cunninghamellaceae. The transcript has 4 exons. The coding region runs from base 33 to 1619 and encodes 528 amino acids.
UUUUUUUUUUCACUUUUCACUCGAUUGAAACCAUGGGAAGAUUCCAAACUAAUAACAAUAAAAAGAAACCUACAACAGCAGCAACAAAGUCAAAAUCCAAAAAGUCAAAAGAACCUUCUACUUUUGAAGAAUUUAUGGAAGAUGCUGUUGGGUUUGAAGAACAAGGAGAACGGUAUGCCAGUGGUGAUCGUGCUCAACGCAAUUAUGAACGUGCAUUGGAUAUGUAUAGCAAGGCCCAUGCUUUGAAUGAUCAAGAUGCAGAUUGUCUUUACAAUUGGGGUCGUGUUUUGUUUAUUCUUGUUGGAUUUUUACCUGCUCAUGCUGCUCCUGAAGAAAAAUUGAUCAAACUGGAUGAAUCGAUCGAAAGGUUUCGACACGCGUUAAGGUUAGAAUCUCACAACAAGACUGAUGUGGAAUUUAAUUUGGCUCAAGCAUUACAUUUACGAUCCGAAUUAUUGCAAGAGUCUUCCGAGAUUGAAAAUGCUUAUACACAAUCUGCUUUAGCGUUACAAGAAGCCAUCUCUUUGUUUGAUACUGUCUAUGAAUUGCAAGAAAAGGAAUAUCUUCGAUACCAAAAUAACAAGAAUGAAGGAGAUCAAACAACGACAGAAACAACGAAAAAUGAUGCUUGUACCGCAAAUCACAAAGAUGAGCACGUCGAAAAGGAUAUCACAAAUGACAAAGGAACAACGGAAGAUAAUAAUCAAUUCACAACGGUGACACAGAUGGAGGCGACAACAGCUUAUUCACUGAUUGAUACACUUCUUUCAACGGCAGAUGCAAUGACGACGAUGGCAUCCAUGAUGGCAGUCUAUGCAGAUUCACAAAAGCUAUUUAGUCGAGCUAGGGAGAAGCUAUCACGAGCGGAAAAAUGGUUGGCGGAAACGGACGAGACAGACAAGGAAUAUAUCAAGGCAAGAUCACAUCUUUUACUUAAACGUGGACAAAGCUACUGUGCGUUGGCAGACCGUGCUUUUUUGGCGACUGGCAAGGUGGAUGCACAUUUAUAUGAGCAAGCAUUGAUACCUCUAGAGCGUGUGACGGAAGAUCUGGACCCCAAGAAUGUAGAAGCAUUAUGUGAUCAAGGUGAUGUGCUUUCUCGAUAUGCACAAGCGAUCGUGGACGAAGCUGAUCAACAAAAAUCUCUAUCCCAAGCAACUGGCAAGGAUAUAUGGCAACUCUACAGCAAGGCAUCCGAAGCAUUCCAAAAGGCAUUGAAACUUGAAUCCAAAAAUUUGCAUAUCUUGAACAAGGCAGGUGACAUCAGUAUGGCAAGAGCACAAUUACCACUUCCAGUGGCGGAACGCAAUCAAGUACAAUUGUUGAAGAAUGCUCAAUUUUAUUAUAAACAGGCAGUGGAGACGGAUGCACAACAGCACGCUGGAUGGAUAGGAUGGUCGUACGCUACUUGGGCGCUGGGUGCAUGGGCUGAUGUUGAUGGCAAGGAAGCAGAUGCUCGUAAAAUUUUUACCUCUUGGCUUAAACGUGCUGGUGGCAAUGAAGAUCUAUUCCAACGAUUGACUGAAGAUAACGAUACCGUGGAUGGAGGUUUUGUCAACUGGGUAGGCGUUAACUUUUUUGGUGCUGAAGAAGAUGAAGAAACGGAUGACGACUCAUGAUUGACCCAUAUGUAACAAGUUUUAGUUUAGAUUUUAUUAUGAUGAUUAUUUUAGAUUCUGAUUUGAACUGAAUAAAAUAGACUUUUAUAUGAUGAUGA